GUGUUUUUUUACUUGGUAGUUUUUCUGAAGUGAAAUAAUGUUUUCAUUUCGAAAAAAACGAGUGUUUUUCCAUUGUGAUUUAAUUAUAUUAAUAUGUGUUUUUUGUUCUUAUGGAAUCAUUCAAAUUACGGCUCAAGAAAUAUCCUGUUGUUCAAAAGCGAGUGGAUCAUGUAGAAAUAUUUGUAAAAAGACAUCUAUCGUUGGAAUGGCAUCCAGUAGUCGACGUUUAGAAGAAAAUGUUAAAGAAAUGCGAAAAUAUUGUCCGAUACAAUUGGUUUCAUUUUGGGAAUGUUUUAAUUCAACCAUAAAUGAAAUAGUGAAAGGUCAACAAUGGUCAGGACGCUGGUGUUGUUCCCUACCACAAAAUAAACAAUGUCGAUACGCGUGUGUCACAUCAGGAUCCCACGAUGAAGUUAUGGGUCGUUGUAAACAAAGUGAUGAAUUAUUAUUUUAUAAUUGUUUGGAACGACAAGAAACGGGAGACACAUGUUGCGGAACCGCCCGAACUCCAGAUUGUCGACAAGCAUGUACAGCAAUAUUUCGUAAAUCACAAAUGCCAUCGAAAAAUUUACGAAUACGUGUAAAAAAAGCAUGUGAGGAACGUAGUCCAAAAGUUUUACAGUGUGUACGAAAUUUUACAAAAGUUACACCAGCAAAAAAUGCAAAAAAUUUAAUCCAUUGUUGUGAUAAAACUGAUAAUGCAACUUGUUGGGAAACUUGUAGAAAUGUUUUGAACUCACAAACAACCUACCAAGAAAUCAUUGAUAGUUUAAUGAGCGGCGGAUGUGGACCACCCUUAUUGCAUGAUAAAUUAUGGCAAUGUUUUCUUCUAAGUUCGGACCAAGAACCCGAUGAAAAAACCAAUUUGGAAGCGACAUCUCGUAUUGAUCGACUGGGAAUGGAUUCAGCAAAAUUACAAUGCUGCCACCACGCAAUUUCACCACACUGUCGACGUUUAUGCGCCCGAACAUUUGCAAACGAUUGGGCAAUGCUGUGGGAAACAUUUGAUCGAGAAUGUUUAUCACAAAUAGCUGAAGAAAAUUUACGAACUUGUAACAGUGAAGUUGAAGAACCAUGCGAAUUGGGAUGUGAUGGUUUAAAUUUUUGCACAAACUUCAACAAUCGUCCAACCGAAUUAUUUCGAUCCUGUAACAAACACGCAGAUGAAGCUGCUCGUUUUGAUGUGGCAUUUUGGCAAUCUCAAGGCAAUUUAAGUAUUUUAAAUUAUUUAAAUUUACCAAUGCGAAAUAUUUCCCGAUGUUCUCCAAAUAUUUGGCGAGUUGUAGCAUGUACUCUUCAAAUACAACCGUGUUCCAGGGGAGCACAUAUUAAUCGGAUUUGCCGUGAAGAUUGUUACAAUAUUUUAUCACAAUGUAUGGAUUGGUCACGAAUUCCAUCGGAAUAUACAGCUGCAUCAAUAUGUGCAAAAUUAUCUCCGGAUGAUUUAAAUGAUCCAUGCAUUUCGUUGCAACCUUUUUUGGAACCAUCAGAUAAUUUGAUAAAGAAUCCAAAACAAUUAAUCACAUCACCAUGUAAAAAUAAUCCAUGCGCUAUGAAUGAAGUUUGUACUGUAAACCAUAAUUGUUUGGGUCGUAAUUGCCUACCAUACACAUGCCAAGUUGGAUGCAAAUUGGGUAAAGUAUCCCAAUUUUUAGUACCUCAUGGAACCUAUGUUCGUGUGCCAAAUACAAAUGGAAAAUAUGGAUGCUUAAAAGUUUGCAAAUGUGUCCAGGAAAAUAUUGAACUAUGCCAACCAUUACCAUGUAUUCCAUUGGAUGCAUGUAAAUUGGGUAAUCGAAAAAUUGAACAUGGUCAAUUUUUUCAUGUGGAUUGUAAUGUAUGCAGUUGUUUUGCUGGUGAAAUUGUUUGUAGUAAACGACAAUGCAAAGUAUUAGCAUUGGGUGGUCCCGACCCAGCAUUCACAACAUUGCCAUGUAAUUGUCCACCGCAUCAUGUUCCUGUUUGUGGACGUAAUGGAAAAACUUAUCCAAGCUCAUGUCUGGCCAGAUGUGUUGGUUUAAGUGAAGCAGAUUUUGAAUUUGGACCCUGUAAAGAUCCAUGUCAAUUCGCUAACUGUGGUAAAGGUGAAAUUUGCAUUCCUCAUCCGAAAGUUUGUCUUUCGAUGUUACAUAAACCAUGUACACAGUAUGAGUGUGUGAAUAUAACAGCGCCUGAUUGUUUAAGCAAAUACCAAAAUACAGUAUGUGACGUAGAUAAUCUUCAGUAUCCAAGUCCAUGUUUUGUACGAAAUGUAAACAUACAAAUCGCCCAUCGAGGUCAUUGUUUUUCUAAAUGUAGUAUUUCUGGACCUGUUUGUGGUAUAAAUGGUGUCACAUAUUCUUCAGAAUGUACAGCUUGGGCUGAUUACGUUAGUGUUGAUUACGAUGGUGUCUGUCAGGCGAUUGGUUUAAUCGGAGAUAAAAUGAAAAAACAAUGCAACGAAGAAAUUAAAUGCAAAUCUUUACUUAGCAAAAAUUGUAUUGGAUACACUCCACCAGGUGCUUGUUGUCCGGUGUGUGCAGGUGCCAUGAAAAUUAUUUAUUCCAGAAAACAAAUUGAUCGUGCAUUGUAUGCGUUAAAAGGUCAUUCGAUUACCUCAUUAACCUUACAAUCAAUGUUACAAUCUUUAGAGAGACAUAUACAAAUUAGCGAAUGUGUUUUAAGGGGAUAUUUAAGUAUUGAAUCAGAUAUUUUUGUAAUGGUUCAAUCCACUGAAUUAAAACCAUCCAAAUUACAAUUGGAUGCAUGUGUUCGUGAAGCGGAAAAAAUUGCUAGUCUAAUACGUCGACAUAGUCCACGUAUCGCUAGUGAUUUAAGUUUAAGUGCUUUAACAGCUGCGACAAUUGUGCACUCUACAAAUUCAAAUAAUUCAGGAUACGUUUUAUAUAAUUUUUAUGACCAAAUUCGAUUUUAUCUGGCUGUGUCAUUUGGUAUAACAAUUUUCAGUCGUUAUUAUUUUUAAAAUAUAGCACUCGAGUAUGUUAUUGUCUAGAAUCUAGAUGAUUUCCCCCGGGAUCCAUGGUGUUUAGUUCGACAAAGAGCCUGGGAGUUUAGUUACGUCACGCACGUUUGCACAUAAAAAAUAAUCCCUUUCACGAAUCGUUCUAAACUGAAAAACUUACGUUAGAAACAGAGAAAUUCUGAUGUUUUGAUUAAUAUUUUUUUCAUGGCAUUAAAAGAUCCUAAAAUUGUAAAUAUUUUCAGUCAAAUUAAUAAUUUGACAAAUAAGGAACGUCUUUGUUGAAUGUUUAAAAAAUGGUGCCAAAAUUUAAUGCUUUAAUUUAGUCAAAUUGUUUUAUUUUACCAAUUU
Chrysoperla carnea is the source of this 3310-nucleotide messenger RNA. RefSeq names its product reversion-inducing cysteine-rich protein with Kazal motifs (gene Reck). NCBI's taxonomy places the organism in Eukaryota, Metazoa, Arthropoda, Insecta, Neuroptera, Chrysopidae. The transcript has 10 exons. The record is from RefSeq and is a predicted model, not a curated record. Gene Ontology annotation, molecular function: protein binding; metalloendopeptidase inhibitor activity. Gene Ontology annotation, cellular component: plasma membrane. The coding region runs from base 38 to 2962 and encodes 974 amino acids. Gene Ontology annotation, biological process: extracellular matrix organization.